UUCAUCGGCUUCAGCUCGCCGAUGAUCCCGCGGCUGCAGCAGAACACGUCGCACAUCGUCAUCUCGGCGGACGAGGGCUCGUGGAUGGCGUCAGUGGGCAUGAUCACGACCGUCCCGCCCUCGCUGGUGUCCGCCUGGCUGGUCGACGUCGUCGGCCGCCGACCCAUCGUGCUGAGCUGCGCGCUGCCCUUCCUGGGCUCCGCACUCUGGAUGCGCUUCGCCUCCUCCUUCUGGGAGCUGCUCACCGCCGUCAUCAUCGCCAACCUCGCCAUUGGAUUCAUCAUGCCGGUGAUUCCGCUGUACUUAGUGGAGAUAGCGGAGGACCGCGUCAGAGGAAUGCUGAUCACGCUCUUCACACUGAUGGGCGGAACAGGCUCGUUCCUGAUGAUGAUCGUAGGCUCCUACCUGCCUUACUUCGCGGUGACCGAGUUCAUCAUGCCGUGGCCCGUCGUAUUCGUGGCGAUAUUCUGGUGGAUGCCGGAGAGCCCUUACUUUCUGGUUGCCAAGCACCGGACAGAGGCGGCCAAGACGGCGGUGAUGCGGCUGCGCGGGAAGAACUCGGAGAAGGACGUGAGCGCCGAGCUGGACGCCAUCCAGAAGGCCGUCGACGACCGCAGCAAGAACGAGAUCAGCGUCGCCGACGCCUUCCGAGCCCUGCGCACAGACCCCGGGGCUCGCCGUGCUGUGGCGGUGACGUUGACGUUUACAGUGCUGCUGGCCCUGAACGGCAGUGCGGCCAUUAGCGCGUACUCCACGCAGAUCUUCCUGACCAGCGGCAGCACGCUGGACGCGAGCGUCUCGGCCAUCGUGCUGCUGAGCGUGCAGCUGUUCUUCUCGAUCGUGGCGACGCUGCUGGUGGACCGCGCCGGCCGCCGGCCCAUGCUGGUCUUCUCGUUCGCGGGCUGCACCAUCGCCAUGGCUGUGAUCGGCGUCUACUUUUACCUGACCGAGUACGGCUCCCAGGAGGUGGUCAACAGCCUCUUCUGGCUGCCACUCACGACGCUGCUCUUGUACUAUAUAUCCUUUAACGUCGGAGCGAAUGCACUGCUGUGGGUGUUGACCAACGAGCUGGUGCCCUCGUCGGUGCGCGGACUGUGCAACUCCACAUUCAGCGUCCUCAACUCCGUGCUGACGUUCAGCAUCACCAAGCUGUUCCAGGUGGUCGGCGACUCGCUCGGAUCGUUCGUGCCGUUUUGGUUUUUCUCGGUCUUCUGCCUGCUGGGACUCAUCUUCACCUGGUUCUUCAUCCCAGAGACUAAGGGCCGUUCUCUGGAAGACAUAAAGGAGGAGAUGGAUACUAAAGCGGCUGGCAACAAAGAGUCGGCAGAAAGGGUUUAAGUGAGCAAUAUUAACUUCGGAACUGAAGAGAAAACAAAUGUUCCGCGGUACUGGUCUACCGGUAGUGAAAAGACAAAUGGCUGACAAGCGGUAGACUCUUCCAGAAGACCGAAUUUUAGCCGGUCAGCAUGAGAGCGAUGUGUUUUCUGAAACUCGAAGUAGAGAUCAUCAACAAUGUUAUGAAUCUAAAGUGUAGUACGUUGUGGACAUAGACUAUCACAAUGGUUUCAGAGACGUUAUUUAUUCAUUUGAUCUCCACGAACGGCAGUUCCGACCGUGUGUUUCAUUAAUGGAAACUGUAUGUAUAUGUCUGCUGCUUCCAUAAUGGAGUAGCUAUCAAGAAUCUCAAGCGAAUAAGCAUUUUGUUUUUAUUCUCCAACUGAGUGUACUAAAGCAAGACAUGUCAGUAUCUACAUAGUCGGACGAGUAUCAGUUUUGUAUCCCACUGUGUUGUUCGACACUCUUGUUGCAGUACUUUCGCUUU
This is a messenger RNA of Schistocerca gregaria, 1822 nucleotides long. Its product is annotated as facilitated trehalose transporter Tret1-like. Gene Ontology annotation, cellular component: membrane. The record is from RefSeq and is a predicted model, not a curated record. Gene Ontology annotation, biological process: transmembrane transport. Gene Ontology annotation, molecular function: transmembrane transporter activity. The coding region runs from base 22 to 1338 and encodes 438 amino acids. NCBI's taxonomy places the organism in Eukaryota, Metazoa, Arthropoda, Insecta, Orthoptera, Acrididae. The transcript is spliced from 4 exons.